GACGAAAAGCCCAAAAUCUAAAAUUGAAAAAAAUCGAAGAAGUACGUGCUUCUCCAAGCAUAAAGGAUUAAUUUUUAUUUUUAAUUUCAAUCACUCCUCUUUUCUUCCACGCAAACCCAAUUCUCUUCAUCUUCUUCUUCUUCUUCUUUUCCUUUUUUUCUUGUCUUUCCCCUAAAUCGUUAACCUUUCGUCGAUCAAAUUCGCUCUUGUCUUUUCAACUUCCUUCUUCUUACAUAGCCCCGCCGCCUAAUUGAAUUCACCCUUCUUUAAAGCUUUCGGCUUUUUAAAAGGCAAAUAACUUGGUAGCUGCUUUACAGUCACGGGGGCUUUCUUCUAAUUGCUGUUCCUUUCGUGGGUCGCUGGUAAGUUUUGAUCUUUUUCAUUCGUUUUCAUAGAUAAAGUUUUAAUUUUUUUUUUUUGAAUAAUCGCACAGUGAUUUUGAGGGGAAUCACUUGGUGGGUUUAGAGGAGUUUGAUCAUCCGCUGUUAGCUUAUGAUGGGAAUUGGGUUUCUAAUUUCGUCAAGACUCGCUCCUGAUUAAGUCGCUUUUGAAAUUAGAUAAACCCUUGUUCUAUUGGGAAGCAAUUCACCGUUUUUUUCACUUAGUCGGUUUAAGGGAAUUGAGUUUGAUCAUGGCAUAUUGUUUGUGACAAGGUUGCGUGAACCUUGUUUCGGUCUCUCAAUUGAGUAUAGAUUACUAUCCAUACGAUAUGUUUAGUGUUUUCUCAUGUUGCAAUGUUAAGGGUGCUGAUAUUAUCUCUUAUUGGUGAGAACGGAGUUGUGUUUGCUUUCUCUGUACCACUAGUUGUCAUCAGAAGGCUGAGCAUUUUGUGCAUUGUCCCUAGAUUCUGUUAGUGGGAGAAUGUUUUUGUUGAAUAAGGAAUGAAAUGUUUGAAUCGAAUUAGUCAUUUGAGUGUCAAGCAAAAGUAUAGGUGGGUCUUGUUUAUAUCUAUCAUGGUGGGAACCAAUUAUAGAAACAUGUAUUUACCAGGUUGAGCCACAAGUUCCGCAUCCGUCAUUAGUGAUUUGCAUUCUAGAUAGUUUGUGUUUUUUUCAAAUGUUUGAUGCAGGAUUUGUUGCUGGAUUCUUGUUACACUUCAGAAAUUUCCAGGUGGUAAGUGGGGAAUGGACUGGCUGUUUUGUCCAAGCGUCCGUGUUUACAAAUGAUGAGCAGUGGGCAAAAGGGUCCAAAUGUGUUCAACUUUUUUAAAUGGCAACGUGGUGAAUCAUCAUCGUCUUUGACUACUGGAUUACUUCAUCAUGAGUCCCACGAGAUUGAGCUAUCUAACUAUGGAGGAAUACCAAGUCCUGGUAGUGAGAGCCCGUCGGGACUUCUUAAUGGAGAGAGUUUAAAUGUUCAACCAAUUGCAGAUUUGGAUCUUUUUGUUGAAAGGCUCUACAGCUACUAUAGAGACAAAGGCCUUUGGUGUAUUAUCGUAAAGUGGGCUGUUGAGCUUCUAAGUCUGGGCUUCAUCAUAUGCUUCUCUGGGUUCUUCUUGUUGUAUGUUGAUUGGAAUGGCCUUCAGAAUGCAAAAUGUGGAAUGGAUGCAGUUGAAUCAGGAACUAAGCCAUGUGAUCUUGUAAAAGAAGCUAUCCAUCCCCAUCCUUUAUCCCCUUUCACGCUCACAACUGCUAUAAUUGUUGGAUACUUGGCCCUCUUCUCUGUGUACUGGCUCUUCUGCUUCUUAAGGUUUUUUGCCCAAUUUAAAGAUACUUUGGACUUCCGACACUUUUAUUACAACAAUCUCCAUGUCACAGACAAUGAAAUCCUUACUAUGCCAUGGGCAACAGUCCUUGAGAAGGUUGUUCAGUUACAAAGCUCACAACGCCUUUGUGUGGUUAAGGAUCUUUCAGCUCAUGAUAUGGUUAUGCGUCUUAUGCGAAAAGAAAACUACUUGAUUGGAAUGCUCAACAAAGGUUUGCUUUCUUUCCCAAUUUCCCAUUGGAUCCCUGGUGCUGGUCCAGCAGUCAAAUCUGCACCAGAUGGGACACAGUAUUACCUUGUAUUGACAAAGACCCUUGAGUGGACCCUUAACUGGUGCAUAUUGCAGAGCAUGUUUGACUGCAACUUUCGUGUUAAAAGGGACUUUGUUUCAAAUCCUACUACAUUGAAGAAACGGCUAUUUGUGGUUGGGCUUGCUAUGCUUCUGCUGUCACCAUUUCUUGUCAUCUUUAUGUUGGUGUAUCUAUUCCUAAGGCAUGCUGAACAGUUUUACAAUCAUCCAAGUACUGCAUCUUCUCGAAGAUGGUCCAAUAUGUCAAAGUGGCUCUUCAGGGAAUUCAAUGAGGUUGACCAUUUAUUCAAGCAUCGGAUUAAUAGCAGUGUAGUACACGCAUCUGAAUAUCUAAAACAAUUCCCCUCACCUAUCAUCUCAAUAAUUGCAAAGUUCGUCUCUUUUGUUUCUGGCGGCUUUGCUGCUGUUUUGAUCAUCAUUGCGUUUCUUGAAGAAUCUCUUCUAGAGGGCCAUAUAUUCGGCCGCAAUCUGUUUUGGUAUGCUGCUGUUUUUGGAACAAUUACAGCUAUUAGCCGGGCUGCCAUUUCGGAUGAAGUUUUGGUCCUUGACCCAGUAGGAACUAUGAGUUUGGUGGUCCAACACACUCACUAUAUGCCUAAGAGAUGGCGUGGUAAGGAAAACAAAGAUGAUGUCCGCUUGGAGUUAGAGACUCUGUUUCAGUAUACUGGGAUGAUGCUAUUGGAGGAGAUAGCUUCGAUCUUCAUCACACCUUUUUUGCUUAUGUUUGUCGUGCCAAAGCGGGUUGAUGACAUCUUGCAAUUCAUCAAGGAUUUCACAGUUGAUAUUGAAGGUGUAGGCCAUGUUUGCAGCUUUAGUGCUUUCUACUUUGAGAACCAUGGAAAUAUCAAGUAUGGUUCACCACGUAAUGCACCGCGUCGUGAGCAGAGAAGCUCACAAGGGAAAAUGGAGAAAUCAUUUUUGAGUUUCCAGAGUAGUUAUCCUACUUGGGAGUCAGAUUCUCUUGGGAAGCAGUUUCUGUCAAAUCUCAGAACUUUCCGGGAUCGAAAGCUUCAUGAAAUCAACACAAGACACUCAUGUUCUCCUAGUAGGGCGUGGCGAGAAAGUACUUUAUACAGAGACAUUCCAAGAAAUCCACCUGCUUGCGGAAAUCACACUGAUUCCAUGUGGCUGAUUGAUUCAGAUCAGAGGAAUCAUCCUUAUCUUCUUGACUGGUAUUACACCUCUCAGGCUCACAACAGAACCGAGCACCCAGUAGAGAGAGAGAACGAAAUCUUAACUGCAAAUCAGAACUCUGCGGACUGUUGGCCUCCUAAUUUGGGAAUCCUUGGUGAAGAUAGCAGAGAUAUGCUCAACAUGGAGGCAAGCACAUCGGGUCAGUUCUUCAGAGAGAGCAUUCUGCGCAAUGACCAACCCGAUGGAGAGGAAAGUUAUGGGAAUCAGCAUCCUCUUGAUGGUAGGAACCAGUGGUGGGGAAGAGGCGACCGCUCUCACAUUGGCACAUCUCAUCCGGCUACCGCCAAUAGCUUCAUUGAGCCACCUGAUUUUAUAAACCGCUACACAGCAGGAAACUUGUUAGACAGCUCAUGGGGCAGAAGAAGCAUUGUUGAAGAAGGAGAUGAAGAAGAAGAAUUGGAUUGGGAAGAAAAUGCAAGAAGACAGUUGUCCAGGACUACAUUCAUGGAUGAUGAUCAUGAUAUUGAAGCUGGGGUUGAUCUCCAUUUCGACGAUGUAUAUAGUUCAAGACCUCAACAAACUUCAUCAUCAAGCACCACAUUAGGGUGAACAACAAUGAAUUUUUUUGAUUCAAAGUUGUUUCUUUGUUUUUUUUUUUUCUAAGGUCGAUGAAGGAAGAUAAAAGAGAUGCUUUCUAGAAAGUGUUCUGUGGUCUUGGAAAAAUGUGGGAAUAAUAACAUGUUUCUCUUUUUUUUAUUAUCUUGUUUCAAGCUAACAUUACAUGCAAUUCUU
Molecule: messenger RNA, 3940 nt
Organism: Camelina sativa (false flax)
Lineage: Eukaryota; Viridiplantae; Streptophyta; Magnoliopsida; Brassicales; Brassicaceae
Source: RefSeq, a predicted model, not a curated record